Molecule: messenger RNA, 947 nt
Organism: Eurypyga helias (sunbittern)
Lineage: Eukaryota; Metazoa; Chordata; Aves; Eurypygiformes; Eurypygidae
Product: rhophilin-1-like
Exons: 6
Biological process (GO): negative regulation of stress fiber assembly
Molecular function (GO): protein binding
Source: RefSeq, a predicted model, not a curated record
CGGCAUCCGAUGCUGAACUACCGGAGCAGGAGAAGGCUUUUAUCCAGUUCCACGUCACCAUGCCAGAGGGACCAUCGCUCAGUGUCCUGCUGCAGGACCCUGAGGAGAGGAGAAAGCUGGGCAAAGCUCAUCUGAAAAAAGCCAUCAUGAAGCACGAGGAAGCCAUGAGGAUCCAUGGCUUGUGCAAGAUCCUGCGGAAGAUGGAUAUCCUCCAGGAGGUCCUCUCCUUCGCCCACAAACGUUCGCUGAGCAAAUAUUCGGAAAUCGACCACGAGGAGGACUUCUUUGAAACAGGAGAUGCCCCAGACAUUCACCCCAAAACGCACCAGAAACCAGAAAUAAAAUCCCCCAACUUCUCCCAGGUGAAGGUGACCGACCUUUUCCACAGGCUGGGUCCCCUCUCAGUUUUCUCAGCCAAAAACAAGUGGUACCCAGCACGGAGAGUCCAUCUGAUGAGAGGAGAGAAUGGCUUUGGGUUCACACUGCGAGGAGACUCCCCCGUCCUCAUCGCCGGUGUCAUCCCGGGGGGCUGCGCUGCUGAAGCUGGGCUGAAGGAGGGGGAUUACAUCAUCUCGGUGAACGGCAAGGACUGCAAGUGGUCCAAGCAUGCUGAGGUGGUGCAGCUGCUGAAGAGCACUGGGGAGGAGGGAGUGGAGAUCUGCGUGAUAACCCUUCAAGGCUUGGAGGGACCAAAAGCCGCAGACAAGAAGGCAACUGCAAUGUCCUCAGGCGGCGGGAUGCUGAAGAGCAACAAGGAGAACAGCCGAAAGAGCCUGAUGAACAGCAAGAGUGCCAGCACGCUGCUGGUCUGGAGCAAGAAGAGCAAGCGGAGCAAGAAGAGCACCUAUGGGGUCCCUUUCACUGCGGUGGGAGACAACGAGGCCAUGUACUGAAGUGGCCACCGGGCUAGUGUCCCCUGAGCUCCGGGGCUGGCUGCCCGUGAACCC